Molecule: messenger RNA, 3405 nt
Organism: Ochotona curzoniae (black-lipped pika)
Lineage: Eukaryota; Metazoa; Chordata; Mammalia; Lagomorpha; Ochotonidae
Gene: B3GALNT2
Product: beta-1,3-N-acetylgalactosaminyltransferase 2
Exons: 12
Coding region: 141-1643 (500 amino acids)
Cellular component (GO): membrane
Molecular function (GO): hexosyltransferase activity
Source: RefSeq, a predicted model, not a curated record
GCCAGGAUCCCCUCACGCGCCCCCGGACGGGUCGCUCGGCCGUCGGCCUCGGCACUUCCAGGUUCCCUUCCCUGUCCGCCGGGACGCCCGAGAGCCCCGCGCGCGGCGGGGGCGCGUGGUGGAGCCGGCGGGGGCGGCCAAUGCGAAACUGGCUGGUGCUGCUGUGCCCGUGUGUGCUCGGGGCCGCGCUGCACCUCUGGCUGCGGCUGCGCUCCCCGCCGCCCGCCCGCGCCUCCGGGGCCGGCCCCGCAGAUAAUUCAGCCUUAUCACCACAGUGGAAAACUAGGCACUAUGAUGUGGUAGUGGGAGUGUUAUCAGCUCGCAAUAACCAUGAACUUCGAAACGUGAUAAGAAGCACCUGGCUGAAGCAUUUGCUGCAACAUCCAGCGUUAAGUCAGCGUGUGCUUGUGAAGUUCAUAAUAGGUGCUCAUGGCUGUGAAGUGCCCGUGGAAGACAGGGAGGACCCUUACUCCUGCAAACUGCUCAACAUCACCAAUCCAGUUCUGAAUCAGGAGAUUGAAGCCUUCAGUCUUUCUGAAGACACCUCAUCAGGACUCCCUGAGGACCGGGUGGUCAGCGUGAGCUUCCGCGUUCUCUACCCCAUCGUGAUUACCAGUCUAGGAGUGUUCUAUGAUGCCAGCGAUGUGGGCUUCCAGAGGAACAUCACCGUCAAGCUCUACCAGGCAGAACAGGAGGAGGCCCUCUUCGUCGCUCGCUUUAGUCCUCCAAGCUGUGGCGUGCAGGUGAAUAAGCUGUGGUACAAGCCUGUGGAACAGUUCAUCUUGCCAGAGAGCUUUGAAGGCACCAUCGUGUGGGAGAGCCAGGACGUGCUGGGCCUGGUGUCACGGAAUCUCCACAGAGUGACGGUGAAUGAUGGCGGGGGAGUGCUCAGAGUCAUGGCAGCUGGGGAGGGUGCACUGCCUCGUGAGCUCGUGGAAGGUGUGGAGGGAGUCGCAGGUGGUUUUAUUUAUACUAUCCAGGAAGGCGAUGCUCUGUUGCGCAGCCUUCAUUCUCGCCCUCGGAGACUCAUUGAUCACCUGAGAAAUCUCCACGAGGAAGAUGCCUUACUGAAGGAGGAGAGCAGCAUCUAUGAUGAUAUCGUUUUUGUGGAUGUAGUCGACACUUACCGAAAUGUUCCCACAAAACUGCUCAACUUCUAUAGCUGGACUGUGGCCACUAUCAGCUUCGAUUUGUUGCUCAAGACAGAUGAUGACUGCUACGUAGACUUAGAGGCAGUGUUUAACAGAAUCACCCAGAAGAAUCUGGAUGGGCCCAACUUUUGGUGGGGAAAUUUCAGGUUGAACUGGGCCGUUGACCGAACUGGGAAGUGGCAGGAGUUGGAGUACCCAAGUCCUGCCUACCCUGCCUUUGCAUGUGGGUCAGGGUACGUCAUCUCCAGGGACAUUGUCGGCUGGUUGGCAAGCAACGCAGGCUGGUUAAAGACCUAUCAGGGUGAAGAUGUCAGCAUGGGCAUCUGGAUGGCUGCCAUAGGACCCAGAAGGUACCAGGACAGCCUGUGGCUCUGUGAGAAGACCUGCGAGACAGGCAUGUUGUCUUCUCCACAGUAUUCGCCGCAGGAACUGACAGAACUGUGGGAACGGAAGGAGUCGUGCGGUGACCCCUGCCUGUGUGUCGCAAGAUAGCAGUGACUUGAUGCCACCAUGUUGAAAGUGGUGGUAGGCGAAUGCUAUGUGGAGGCUGGCUCCUGGUCGGGUGGUAGAGUGCGCAGCUUCUGGGCAGAGCAUGAGCUGGCCCUGUCACCUGUACCCAGUGUGGUAAUGCUGUUUGCAUGGAUGACCUUGGUAAGAACCAAUGGAUACUGUAGCUAUAAGAAGUUUUUAAACCAUAUAUUUGAAGAUGCUUAGGAAAAGUACCAAAUUAUUUUAUAAAAAAGAUUUCUAAAUGCAUCAUGGCUAAUUUAGUAAUAAUUAAUAAUGAUUACCUAUCAUUUUUGGUUAAAACUUGGCCUAGUUCAGAAAAUCUCAGUAUAUGCAGAAUUUUAGCAUGAAUGGUAGAGGAGCUUCAUAAAGAUAAUUAUGAACCAAAAAGAAUGCAGCUGCCCUGUGAUCACAUAAACCAGAGCUGGAGAGAGAGAUGGAAUUAGUCAGAUUGUGUGGGUCUCUGAAGUACAGUUUGAACAUGAAAAAGAACCAAUAGCAUUCUAAGUUCUGGCCCAUCCAUGUAGUAGAUUGGUAGCUAUCUGUGCCAUUUAACAAACCCGAAAGAUGACAGUUUAAACAAAUUUUUGUGAAUAAGAAAAAGUAAGUACUUCUCAGGGUUUUUGGUGCCGUCAGGAAAGAUAUUUCAAAAUCAUUGGCACUUUGAAAGAAUUUUUCCUGUCACUGCCUAUAUUUACAUGUGUUCAGUUUAGUUGUAACUGUAGGGAAAAGCAUGUGAUUGGUUUUUAAGCUGAGAAAAGAGAUAAUAGCAUAUGUUACACCUGGUGGAGGAUGGGACAUUUCCCAGCAGGAACAACCAAAUCAUGUUAGUGACCAUAAUUUAAUUGUUGGUUUUAUCACAGACAUUAACUAUGUAUUUAAAUCUUCACAUAAUGAAAUACAGUGGUGAACUUUAAAUAUGAAGAUCAGAAAGCUCUUAAGGCGUAAAGCAUUUAUUAUUACUAUUAUAUACAAAGUCUCCUCCCCAUAAGAAAUACAUCCUUUGUCAUUCCCAAGCCAUUGAUUUCCAGGGAACCCUAAUCAUGAUACAGCUUAGUCUCAAUUUUAUUUGUUGGUGUUACCGUCGCACUAAUAGACAAUCUCCACUUUCCACAGAAUAAAACUGCAAUGACUUUAAGUCAUUUUCUAGUUCAAUUUCUCUGCCCGGCAUCUAAAAUUAGAGCAAAGGUUGAGAGACAGGGUGAUUAUGGCAGAUCUAACAAAGCACAUUAUAUGGUUAUACAUAUCCUCCAUGUCCCCCCAAACAACCGGCCCGCGGAUCACCCUAUACAACUAAUGGACACAAGAUCUGCCUUGACCAUCCGACAGUGUUAGGAGCAGCCUGAAAUCGCUUGUCAGGUGUGCGGGGCUGGGCUUUACUUUAGGAACUUACUUUGGUACUUUCAUAGGACAGCUGAAGUUCUGACACAGGAGCUUUGAAAAGACGUGAGAGCAGUCCUUUCACCUUCUGAAUAGUCAUGGAGUCUAUCAAGAAAAAGAAAAACCCCAUCAGUUCUCUCAGAAUGACAGGUACUUACACUACAAGCUCACAUGACCACACUGGCUGGGCUAACAACUGUGGCCGUGCUGUCUCCUUACCAGGUAAAUAGGGACAAGCUUGAGUCACCUGACAGGCUGUGGGAAACUGACCCAAGUGCUCUUUGACAGUGAGGUUUCAUACCACUCAUUUUAAUACUGCUUGUUUUGUCUUUACUCUGAAUAAACCAGAAGUAGUGAUUGCAGCACA